This is a messenger RNA of Manihot esculenta (cassava), 2563 nucleotides long. RefSeq names its product probable hexosyltransferase MUCI70. Lineage: Eukaryota; Viridiplantae; Streptophyta; Magnoliopsida; Malpighiales; Euphorbiaceae. The record is from RefSeq and is a predicted model, not a curated record. Bases 222 to 1688 code for a protein of 488 amino acids. The transcript has 9 exons.
CACCAUCAGAGUAUAGUAUACCACACUACCAGCAAGAGUCGCAUCUACGCAGUUUAACCCCCAGAUCAGAGUAAGCCUACGUUGCUACAUUCACAUUAUGGAUCCACUGUAUUACUUCUCCAUAAUCGAUUUCCCGCGUUCCUGACAUUGGCUUACUGAGAUCUUCAAUCAGAGGAUGAACUGCUGUCUUUCCUUGGAGGUUUUCAAUCUCAGCUGCUUCAAUGGCUUUUUACAAAUUUAAUGCAGACUUUUUACUGGAGAAAAGAAGCUUUAUCGGUGAAAUUUUCAAUUCUCUCGGUCGAACCGACCACAGUUUUCGGGUCGUUCGUCGAGGAAGGAGGAUUGCUCGCUUUACUAAACCCAGUUUUUUUAUUUGGGUAUUACUGCUUUUUGCUAUCUUCUUGAUUUCUUUUGCUGCCUUUGGCCUCAAAUUUCAACUUCCAGGUAAUUUUGAAAUUUUGGAGAGGAGCAGUUCAUCUUCACAUAAAUUUGAUACUAGUGGUGAUGGAGAAAGAAGCGUCAAGUUUUCGAAUGAAGUCCAGCAAGAAUUUUCUGGGUCUUAUGACGUUGAAAAAACACUAAGAAGCAAGCGCCGUAAACAGCGUAAGAGAAAUUUUCCUUGUGAAGUUGGGUUUUCGGAAGCAGUUGAUUAUCUCAUUGAGCCCCAAGAUUUAAGAAAUUUCACACAAUUUUCACUUCAUUAUGUGGAUACAGAGGAGAAAACUUUGGGAAUAACUUCAUUUCAACCUAGAUUUGGAGGACAUCAGACCCUCCAGGAAAGAGAGAAAUCUUUCUAUGCUAGAAAUCAAACAGUUCACUGUGGUUUUGUUAAGGGGCCUAGUGGACUUCCUAGUACUGGAUUUGAUUUGGAUGAGAAGGACAAGGCAUACAUGAGUAAUUGUCUGGUAGUGGUUUCUUCUUGCAUUUUUGGAACCUCUGACUUUCUGAGGAGGCCUACAAGUAGGAAGAUCAGCCAGUUUUCCAAGAACAUUGUUUGUUUUGUUAUGUUUUUGGAUGAGCAAACACUGUCCAAAGUGUCUUUGGAGGGACAUGUACGUGAUGAUAAAGGAUAUAUUGGUCUAUGGAGAAUAGUUGUUGUCAAGAACCUGCCAUAUGAUGACAUGCGGAGAACUGGAAAGGUGCCAAAAUUUUUAUCACAUCGCCUCUUCCCUUCUUCUAGAUAUUCAAUUUGGCUCGAUAGUAAGAUGAGACUCAACACCGAUCCAAUGCUAAUACUUGAAUACUUUUUGUGGCGAACAAAAUCAGAGUAUGCCAUUUCAAACCAUUAUGACCGUCACUGUGUCUGGGAGGAGGUACUCCAAAAUAAACGUCUAAACAAGUACAAUCACACAGCCAUUGAUGAACAGUUCAACUUUUAUCAGUUUGAUGGCCUUCCAAAGUUUGACCCUUCAGAUCCAAAUAUUCCUCUUCCGAGUUAUGUGCCAGAGGGUUCAUUUAUUGUGCGGGCCCAUACACCAAUGUCCAAUUUAUUUUCAUGCCUCUGGUUCAAUGAAGUUGAUCGAUUCACUUCACGUGAUCAACUUAGCUUUGCAUACACUUACUUGAAACUAAGGAGAUCAAAUCCAGAUCAACCAUUCCACCUAUAUAUGUUCAAGGAUUGUGAACGUAGGGCACUAGCAAAGCUUUUCCAUCAUAGAGCAUUGCCAUCGCCUCCACUUGGUCCUUAAUAAUUGAAAUUUCUUUUGGCAGUUAUGCCUUGCCUGGAACAGGUAUUGAAAGAAGAGAAGCAUAAAAUUCCAGAUUGCCUUGUUGAAAAAUCUAGUUUAAUGGAUCUUUCAAGCUUGUAACACCUCAGACCUAAGCAGUCAGCUCCCUUCCGAGAGGAUGAGAUUUGAUUAGGUGGAUGCCUUAUUAACUAUGGUAAAUGAUUCUAUUCUAUCGGCAAGUAGUUUUCCGCACGGAGAGCUUGGGGCUUUGUUGGACUAAAGUAAUGAGAUUGCAUGAGUGGCCCUUGGCAUCAGAAUUAUGUAGGAGGAGAUUUAUGGGCUUCAUCCCUACAUUAUCAUUCUAAAUUUUAGUUCCAAAUUUAACACCGACCUACUUAGUACCAUAUUUGUGCCCAUAUGCUCAUACACAGGCUGAUUACUGGUUCCAGUUCCACUAUAGUUUGCAACAUCUCUCUCUUUUGAAUAUUUAUCAACAAAUUGUUAGGAGGGAAGGAAAGUGCUAACUUUCGAAGAAAUUUUUUUGUCCUCUUUGUACCCUCUCUCUCUCUCUCUAUAUAUAUAUACAUAUUUUCUAGUGGCAGGUUAGAAUGCCACAUUGUGUUGAGGGAGAAAGAAAGUUGGGGGGAUCCUCCUCACUGUUUGAGCGUAUGCGAUACUGCUGGUCAGUAGUCAAGGUCUUGGCAUUUUACUAACCUGACUGUUCAAGAAUUGUGUAAUUGCAUGUGUAUGCUUAUGCACAGAGGGUAGAGUAUGUAACUGCUUGAGAAUGCUUUAAUGUUAGUUUAAUUUUUCAAUUCAUGACUCCUGGGUCCUUCGUCCACUGACACUUGUAACUACCUAUGAGAAUGCAAGUCAUGCUUUCUUGAAGGUUCUAC